AUGCGCUUCCUCAGCACUAUCGUCCUUGCCACUUUGACCGCCAGCGGCGUCGUCACUGCCUUGCCUCACGAUCUGGCCGCCGUCUCUGGAGACGGAGUCGGAGCUGUGUCCCUCGAGAUUGAGACCACCAUCGAGAACCGCGAAGCCAGAGGUCCUAAUACCCCGGCUGAUGUCAAGAAGCAUGACGACAACCACUUGAAAAAGGCUAACAACAACUGUGGCAAAGGCUGCGAGCAAUCGCUUGCCUCAUACCACUCCCAAGCCUCCAAGGAUUCGAAGAACUCCAAAGCGUCCAAGGCAUCAAAGAACCAGAAGGGCGGCCGCUCGCUUGAGAACACCAAUGAGAUUGAGGAGAUGGAGGUUGAGCAGGGAGUUCAGGCCUAG
Colletotrichum orchidophilum is the source of this 384-nucleotide messenger RNA. RefSeq lists its product as uncharacterized. The record is from RefSeq and is a predicted model, not a curated record. Bases 1 to 384 code for a protein of 127 amino acids. NCBI's taxonomy places the organism in Eukaryota, Fungi, Ascomycota, Sordariomycetes, Glomerellales, Glomerellaceae. The transcript has a single exon.